AUGGUUCCUGCUCUGCUGGGGAGGGCAUUGCUUGUGCUGGUACUUGCCUUGUCAGGGAUCCUUUGUGAAGAAGGGACUCUUGGCAAGCUGUCCAUGGGCCGAUGCAGCCUCUUUGGAGAUGACUUCAUCAACACCUUUGACGAGAGCAUGUACAGCUUUGCUGGAGACUGUAGUUAUUUCUUGGCUGGGGACUGUCAGAAACACUCCUUUUCUGUUCUUGGGGACUUUCAAAAUGGCAAGAGAGUGAGCCUUUCUGUGUACCUUGGAGAAUUUUUUGACAUCCAUGUAUUUGUCAAUGGUUCUGUGAUGCAAGGGAGACACAAUGUCUCGAUGCCUUAUGCCUCCAAUGGGCUGUAUCUAGAAACUGAAGCAGGUUACUACAAGUUGUCCAGUGAGGCCUAUGGCUUUGUGGCAAAGAUUGAUCGCAAUGGCAACUUACAAGUCCUGCUGUCAGACAGAUAUUUCAACAAGACUUGUGGGCUGUGUGGCAACUUCAAUAGGUUUGCUGAAGAUGACUUUGUGAGCCAGGAAGGGCUCUUGACCUCAGACCCCUAUGACUUUGCCAACUCCUGGGCCCUGAGCAGUGAACAGCGGUGUAAGCGGGCAUCCCCUCCCCACAACUACUGCAACAUCUCCUCUGCGGAAGCACAGAAGGGGCUGUGGGAGCAGUGCCAGCUUCUGAAGAGUGCCUCGGUGUUCACCCGCUGCCACCCUUCGGUGGACCCCGAGCCUUUCGUGGCCCUGUGUGAGCAGGCUCUGUGCACGUGCGGUGACAGUCCCGACUGCCCUUGCUCUGCGCUCCUGGAGUACGCCCGCGCCUGCGCGCACCAGGGCGUCGUGCUCUACGGCUGGACUGCCCACAGCACCUGCAGACCAGCGUGUCCUGUUGGCAUGGAGUAUAAGGAGUGUGUGUCCCCUUGUACCAGAACCUGCCAGAGCCUACACAUCAAUGAAGUGUGUGAGGAGCAGUGCGUGGACGGCUGCAGCUGCCCUGAUGGGCAGCUCCUGGAUGAAGGCCGCUGUGUGGAGCCUGAUGAGUGUUCCUGUGUGCAUUCUGGGAAACACUACCCUCCAGGUUCCUCCCUCUCCAGAGACUGCAACACCUGUAUUUGCCGAAAGAGCCUGUGGAUCUGCAGCAAUGAAGAUUGCCCAGGGGAGUGUCUGGUCACAGGACAAUCUCACUUCAAGAGCUUUGACAACAGAUAUUUCACCUUCAGUGGGAUCUGCCAGUACCUGCUGGCCCGGGACUGCCAGGACCACUCCUUCUCCAUCGUCAUAGAGACCGUUCAGUGUGCUGAUGACCCUGAUGCUGUCUGCACUCGCUCUGUGACCACCCGUCUGCCCCUCCUGCACAACAGCCUCGUGAAGCUGAAGCAUGGGGGUGGCAUCUCCGUGGAUGGCCGGGACGUCCAGCUUCCUUUCCUGCAAGGUGACCUCCGCAUCCAGCCCACCGUACUGGCCUCUGUGCGCUUCAACUAUGGGGAGGACCUGCAGCUGGACUGGGAUGGCCGCGGGAGGCUGCUGGUGAAGUUGUCCCCUGUCUAUGCUGGGAAGACCUGCGGCCUGUGUGGGAAUUACAAUGGCAACAAGGGCGAUGACUUCCUCACUCCCUCGGGCCUGGUGGAGCCCCUGGUGGAGGACUUUGGGAACGCCUGGAAGCUGCACGGGGACUGCCAAGACCUCCAGAAGCAGGACAGCGAUCCCUGCAACCUCAACCCUCGCCUAACCAGGUUUGCAGAGCAGGCUUGUGCUGUUCUGAUUUCCUCCAAGUUCGAGGCCUGCCACCACACUGUCAGCCCCCGGCCCUACCUGCAGAACUGCCACUACGAUGUCUGCUCCUGUUCCAAUGGCAAAGACUGCCUGUGCGGCGCGGUGGCCAGCUACGCUGCGGCCUGUGCCCAGAGGGGCGUGAGCAUUGCGUGGCGGGAGCCCAACUUCUGUGCACUGAACUGCCCGCAUGACCAGGUGUACCUGCAAUGUGGGACCCCCUGCAACCUCACCUGCCGCUCCCUCUCUUACCCGGAUGAGGAAUGUAAUGAGAUCUGCACUGAGGGCUGCUUCUGCCCUCCAGGACUCUACCUGGAUGAUAGGGGGGACUGUGUGCCCAAGGACCACUGUCCUUGCUACUAUGACGGUGAGAUCUUCCAGCCCGAAGAUGUUGUCUCAAACCACCACACCAUAUGCUAUUGCGAGGAUGGUUUCAUGCACUGUAGCAUGGGUGGAGUCCCGGGAAGCCUGUGGCCAGAUGCUGUCCUCAGCAGUCCCCUCUCUCAUCGCAGCAAAAGGAGCCUGACCUGCCGGCCACCCAUGGUCAAACUGGUGUGUCCUGCUGACAACCCACGGGCUGAAGGCCUUGAGUGUGCCAAAACCUGCCAAAACUACGACCUGGAAUGCAUGAGCACUGGCUGCGUCUCUGGCUGCCUCUGCCCCCCGGACAUGGUCCGACAUGAAAACAAAUGUGUGGCCCUGGAAAGAUGUCCCUGCUUCCAUCAGGGCAAAGAGUACGCUCCAGGGGAAACGGUGAAGAUGGACUGCAACACUUGUGUUUGUCGUGACCGGAAGUGGAUCUGCACAGACAAAGUUUGUGAUGCAACCUGCUCUGUGCUGGGCAUGGCCCACUAUCUCACCUUUGAUGGGCUCAAGUACAUGUUCCCUGGGGAGUGCCAGUACGUUCUGGUGCAGGAUUACUGUGGUAGCAACCCUGGAAGCUUUCGCAUCCUGGUGAGCAAUGAAGGAUGCGGCUAUCCCUCCCUGAAAUGCAAAAAGCGGGUCACCAUCCUGAUUGAAGAAGGAGAGAUUGAACUGUUUGAUGGGGAGGUGAAUGUGAAGACACCUAUGAAGGAUGAGACUCAUUUUGAAGUGUUGGAAUCCGGCCGAUAUGUCAUUCUGCUCCUGAGUAAAGCGCUCUCUGUGGUCUGGGACCACCACCUGGCCAUUUCAGUGGUCCUGAAGCAGACAUACCAGGAGCGGGUGUGUGGCCUGUGUGGGGAUUUUGAUGGCAUCCAGAACAAUGACUUCACCAGCAGCAACCUCCAAGUGGAAGAAGACCCCGUGGACUUUGGGAAUUCCUGGAAAGUGAACACACAGUGUGCUGACACCAAGAAGGUGCCACUGGACUCCUCUCCCUCCACCUGCCGCAACAACAUCGUGAAGCAGACGAUGGUGGACUCCUCCUGCCGGAUCCUGACUAGUAACGUUUUCCAGGACUGCAACAAGCUGGUGAACCCUGAGCCAUACCUGGAUGCCUGCAUUUAUGACGCCUGCUCUUGUGAGUCCAUCGGUAACUGUGCCUGCUUCUGUGACACCGUUGCUGCCUAUGCCCAUGCAUGUGCCCAGCAUGGCAAACCGGUGACCUGGAGGACAGCCAUGUUGUGCCCCCAAACCUGCGAGGAGAGGAACCAGCGGGAAAAUGGCUAUGAAUGCGAAUGGCGCUAUAACAGCUGUGCACCUGCCUGCCCCGUCACCUGUCAGCACCCCGAGCCUCUCGCAUGCCCUGUGCAGUGUGUGGAGGGCUGCCACGCACAGUGCCCCCCAGGGAAGAUUCUGGAUGAGUUUCUACAGACCUGCAUCAACCUUGAAGAAUGCCCCAUGUGUGAGGUGGCCGGCCGGCGCUUACCCACAGGAAAGAGAGUCACCUUGAACACCAGUGACCCUCAGCACUGCCAGAUCUGUCGCUGUGAUGGUGUUAACUUGACCUGUGAAGCCUGCAAGGUGCCAGAAGACUUUGUGCUGCCUGCCUCAGUAGCCCCGGUCAUCCCCACCACGCCAUAUGUGGAGGACAUUCCAGAGGUGCCGCUGCAUGACUUCUACUGCAGCAAGCUGCUGGACCUGGCCUUCCUGCUGGACGGCUCCUCCAAGCUGUCAGAGGCUGAGUUUGAGGUGCUGAAAGCCUUUGUGGUAAGCAUGAUGGAGCGACUGCACAUCUCUCAGAAGCGGAUCCGCGUGGCCUUAAUAGAAUACCAUGAUGGCUCGCACUCCUACAUCGAGCUCAAGGACCGGAAGCGGCCAUCGGACCUGCGGCGCAUCGCUGGCCAGGUGAGGUACGUGGGCAGCAAUGUGGCUUCCACCAGUGAAGUUUUGAAGUAUACGCUGUUCCAAGUGUUUGGCAAGGCAGACCGCCCAGAGGCCUCCCGCAUUGCCCUGCUCCUGACGGCCAGCCAGGAGCCCCCACGGAUGGCCCGGAACUUGGUCCGCUAUGUGCAGGGCCUGAAGAAGAAGAAGGUCAUCGUGAUCCCUGUGGGCAUCGGGCCUCAUGCCAACCUCAGGCAGAUCCACCUCAUUGAGAAGCAAGCCCCUGAGAACAAGGCCUUUGUGCUCAGCAGUGUGGACGAGCUGGAACAGAGGAGGGACGAGAUCAUUAGUUAUCUCUGUGACCUGGCUCCAGAGCCACCUCCCCCAACUCAACCCCCCCAAGUGGCACAAGUCACUGUGCGUCCGCAGGGAACUAUGCUGCCGGAGCCCACACAGCGCUCCAUGGUGCUGGAUGUGGCGUUUGUUCUGGAAGGAUCAGAUACGUUUGGAGAAGCCAACUUCAACUGGAGCCGGCAGUUGUUGGAGGAGGUGAUCCAGCAGAUGGACGUGGGCCAGGACAGCAUCCACGUCACGGUGCUGCAGUACUCAAACGUGGUCAGGGUGGAGUACACCUUCAGCGAGGCACAGUCUAAGGAUGCUGUUCUGCAGCACGUGCGGGAAAUCCAGUAUCUGGGUGGCAACAAGACCAACACAGGACUGGCCCUACAGUACAUCUCUGAUCAUAGCUUCUCUCCUAGCCAGGGGGACCGUGAGCAGGCCCCUAACCUGGUCUACAUGGUCACAGCAAACCCUGCCUCUGAUGAGAUCAAGAGGCUGCCUGGAGACAUACAGUUAGUGCCCAUCGGAGUGGGCCCUCACGCCAAUGUGCAGGAGCUGGAGAGGAUCAGCUGGCCCAAUGCCCCCAUUCUCAUCCAGGACUUUGAGAAUCUCCCCCGUGAGGCUCCAGACCUGAUAUUGCAGAGUUGCUGCUCUGGGGAGGGCCUGAAGAUCCCUACUCUCUCCCCAGCCCGAGACUGCAAUCAGCCCCUGGAUGUGGUUCUUCUGCUGGACGGCUCCAUCAAUGUCCCAGCUCCUUCCUUUGAAGAAAUGAAAAACUUUGCCAAGACUUUCAUCUCCAAAGUAAAUAUUGGUCCUCAUCACACUCACGUGGCAGUGCUCCAGUUCGGAGGCAUCAUCACCAUCGAUGUCCCAUGGAACGAGGCCCAGGACCGGGCCCAUUUACAGAAUCUGGUGGACCUCAUGCAGCAGGAGCGUGGCUUCGGUCAUAUUGGGUAUGCUUUGGACUUUGCUGUGCGCUAUGCAACUUCAGAAAUCCAUGGUGCCCGGCCUGGAGUCUCCAAGGUGGUGGUCAUUCUAGUGAUGGAUGUCUCCGUGGAUUCAGUGGAUGCAGCUGCCAUUGCUGCCAGGUCCAACCGAGUGACAGUAUUCCCUAUUGGGAUUGGGGAUCGGUAUGAUAUAUCCCAGCUGCGGAUCUUGGCUGGUCCAGAUGCCAGCACCAAUGUGGUGACGCUCCAGCGGAUUGAAGACCUCACUACUAUGAUCACGUUGGAUGGUUCCUUCCUCCACAAGCUGUGCUCUGGCUUUGUUAGGGUUUGCAUGGAUGAAGAUGGGAAUGAGAAGAAGCCUGGGGACAUCUGGACCUUGCCAGAUCAGUGCCACACAGUGACCUGCCUGCCAAGCGGCCAGACCUUGUUGCAGAAUCACCGAGUCAACUGCGACCGGGGACCAAAGCCAUCAUGCCCUAACAGUCAGUCUCCCAUUAGGGUAGAGGAGACCUGUGGUUGCCGCUGGACCUGCCCCUGUGUAUGUACGGGAAGUUCCACCCGGCACAUUGUGACCUUUGAUGGGCAGAAUUUCAAGCUGACUGGCAGCUGUUCCUAUGUCCUAUUUCAAAACAAGGAGCAAGACCUGGAGGUGAUUCUCCAUAAUGGUGCCUGUAGCCCUGAGGCUCAGCAGACCUGCAUGAAAUCCAUUGAAGUGAAGCAUGGUGGCCUGUCUGUGGAACUCCACAGUGACAUGGAGGUGACUGUUAAUGGAAGAGUGGUGUCUGUCCCUUACGUGGGGGGAAACAUGAAAAUCAAUGUUUAUGGUGCCAUCAUGCAUGAGAUCAGAUUCAACCACAUUGGCCACAUCUUCACAUUUACUCCACAAAACAAUGAGUUCCAGUUGCAGCUUAGCCCUAAGACCUUUGCUUCAAAGAUGUAUGGACUCUGUGGAAUCUGUGAUGAGAAUGGGGCCAAUGACUUCAUGUUGAGAGAUGGUACAGUUACUACAGACCACAGAGCACUCAUCCAGGACUGGACGGUGGAGCAGCCAGGGAAAAUAUGCCAGUCGCUUCCUGAAGAGCAGUGUCCUACUUCCAGCAGCACCCAGUGCCAUGUCCUCCUCUCAGACCUAUUUGCUGAAUGCCACAAGGUUUUUGUUCCAGCCGCAUUUUACUCUAUUUGCCAGCAGAACAGUUGCCACCAGGAGCAAGUGUGUGAUGCGAUUGCCUCUUAUGCCCACCUCUGUCGGAUCAAUGGAAUCUGUGUUGACUGGAGAGCAACUGAUUUCUGUGCCAUGUCAUGUCCACCCUCCCUGGUAUACAACCAUUGUGAGCAUGGCUGCCCCCAGCACUGUGAGGGAAACACAAGUUCCUGUGGGGACCAUCCCUCGGAAGGCUGCUUCUGCCCCCCCAACCAAGUCCUUCUGGAAGGUCGCUGUGUCCCCAGGGACGCCUGCACCCAGUGCAUCAGUGAAGAUGGAGUCCAGCACCAGUUUUUGGAAACCUGGGUUCCUAAGCACCAACCUUGCCAGAUCUGCAUGUGCCUCAGUGGACGGAAGGUCAACUGCACCUCACAGCCCUGCCCCACAGCCAGAGCUCCCACAUGUGGUCCUUGUGAAGUGGCUCGCCUCCACCAGAAUCCAGACCAGUGCUGCCCAGAGUAUGAGUGCGUGUGCGACCUGGGGAGCUGUGACUUGCCGCCGGUGCCUCACUGUGAAGGUGGCCUCCAGCCUACACUGACCAAUCCCGGCGAGUGCAGACCCAUCUUCACCUGUGCCUGUAGGAAAGAAGAAUGCAGAAGGGAGUCCCCGCCUUCCUGCCCCCCCCACCGGACCCCGGCCCUUCGCAAGACCCAGUGCUGUGAUGAGUAUGAGUGUGCUUGUAACUGUGUCAACUCUACAGUGAGCUGCCCACUUGGGUACCUGGCCUCAGUCGUCACUAAUGACUGUGGCUGCACCACAACUACCUGUCACCCUGACAAGGUUUGUGUCCACCGAGGCACCAUCUACCCAGAAGGCCAGUUCUGGGAGGAGGGUUGUGACAUGUGUACCUGCACCAACAUGGAGGACACGGUGACGGGCCUGCGUAUGCUGCAGUGUUCUCAGAAGUCCUGUGAAGAUGUCUGUAGGUCGGGAUUCACAUAUGUUCUCCAUGAAGACGAGUGCUGUGGAAAGUGCCUGCCUUCUGCCUGUGAGGUGAUAAUUGGCUCACCACGGGGAGACUCUCAUUCCUCCUGGAAGAGUGUUGGCUCUCAUUGGACCUCCCCUAAGAACCCCUGUCUCAUCAACGAGUGUGUGCGAGUGAAGGAGGAGGUCUUUGUGCAACAGAAGAACGUCUCCUGCCCCCAACUGGAUGUCCCCACCUGCCCCGUCGGCUUCCAGCUGAGCUGCAAGACCUUCGAAUGCUGUCCUUCCUGUCACUGUGAGCCCGUGGAGGCCUGUGUGAUCAAUGGCACCAUCAUCGAGCCUGGGAAGAGUCUGAUGAUUGAUGUGUGCACAACUUGCCACUGCACCACCCAGAUGGGAGUCAUCUCGGGGUUCAAGCUGGAGUGCAGGAAGACCACCUGUGAGGCUUGCCCGCCGGGUUACAAGGAGGAGAAGGCCCAGGGUGAAUGUUGUGGGAGAUGUCUGCCAAUGGCUUGUACCAUUCAGCUGAGAGGAGGAGAAAUCGUGACUCUGCAGCGUGAUGAGACACUGCAGGAUGGCUGUGAUAAUCACUUCUGCAAAGUCAAUGACAGAGGAGAGUACAUCUGGGAGAAGAGAGUCACGGGCUGCCCACCCUUUGAUGAGCACAAAUGUCUAGCCGAGGGAGGGAAAAUCACAAAAAUUCCAGGCACCUGCUGUGACACUUGUGAGGAGCCUGAAUGCAAAGACAUCAUUGCUAGACUGAAGUAUGUCAAAGUGGGAGACUGUAAGUCCCAAGAGGAAGUGAACAUUCAUUACUGUCAGGGUAAAUGCACCAGCAAAGCUGUGUACUCCAUCGACACCGAGGAUGUGCAGGACCUGUGCUCCUGCUGCUCUCCGACGCUGACUGAGCCCAUGCAGGUGCCCCUGCACUGCGUCAAUGGCUCCACUGUGUACCACACGGUCCUCAAUGCCAAGCAGUGCAAGUGCUCCCCCAGGAAGUGCAGCAAGUGA
This is a messenger RNA of Elephantulus edwardii (Cape elephant shrew), 8433 nucleotides long. RefSeq names its product von Willebrand factor (gene VWF). The transcript is spliced from 51 exons. The coding region runs from base 1 to 8433 and encodes 2810 amino acids. The record is from RefSeq and is a predicted model, not a curated record. Gene Ontology annotation, molecular function: protein binding. Gene Ontology annotation, cellular component: extracellular matrix. NCBI's taxonomy places the organism in Eukaryota, Metazoa, Chordata, Mammalia, Macroscelidea, Macroscelididae. Gene Ontology annotation, biological process: blood coagulation; cell-substrate adhesion.